AUGAUAAUUAAUAGUAACAACAGUACUAAUAAUAAUAAUAAUAGUGGUAAAAGUAGUGGUAGUUGUGGUAGUGAAAGUGGUUUUAUAAAAAGUAUUGGCACUAAUAAUGAGGACCUUCCUCCGUUAAAUAAUACUAUUAUUAAUAAUAAUAACAAUAACACUAAUAAUAACAAUUAUAAUAAUAAUAAUAAUAAUAAUAAUAAUAAUAAUAAUAAUAAUAAUAAUAAUAAUAAUAAUAAUAAUAAUAAUAAUAAUAAUAAUAAUAAUAAUAAUAAUAAUAAUAAUAAUAAUAAUAAUAAUAAUAAUAAUAAUAAUAAUAAUAAUAAUAAUAGUAAUAAUAAUAAUAAUAAUUUUAAGAAGCCAAGUGUAGACAAUUUCGAGGCAUUAAAUUAUUUAAAAAAGAGAUUACUAGAAGAGACCUUUGAUUUACCAAUGUCAUCCUCUCUCAUAUCUUCUAAUCCUUCAAUUUCUCAUAAUAGUGGUCAAAGAUCACCUUUAAACGAUAAUUGUAAUAUUAAUAAUAACACUAAUAAGAGCAAUAGUAUUAACAAUAAUAAUAAUAACAAUAACAAUAACAAUAACAAUAUUAAAAAUAAUAAUAAUAAUAAUAAUAAUAAUAAUAACCAAAAAUCUAAACAACAUUGUGGUAGUAUUGAAUCACUUCCAUGUAUUCAACAACCUUUAAAUGUCUACCCACAUCCCCAACCAAAUUCGACAAAUAAUAAUAAUAAUAAUAAUAAUAAUAAUAAUAAUAAUAAUAAUAAUAAUAAUAAUAAAAGUUCAUCAACUAAUACAAGUCCAUUGAUAAAGCCUUUAUCAAAUGGAUUUUCGAUCCCUUCCCCAACUAGUUUGAAUGUACCUACACAACAAACAACAUCGACUAUUUUCCAAAAUUUGCAACAACAACUUUCUAAAAAGUCACAAUUAUCAUUAUCUUCCGAAUUGCAAAAUAAUAAUAAUAAUAAUAAUAAUAAUAAUAAUAAUAAUAAUAAUAAUAAUAAUAAUAAUAAUAAUAAUAAUUUAAAUAAUAUCACCAAAAAUAAUAAUAACACACAAAUAGGAUAUGUUGGAAAUAAAACUACAAAUGGCAUUGUAAAUGAAAAUCCAGCAUGUCCAAAAUGCAGCAUACCAGCAACUCGUAGACAUGAUAAAAGACGUUGGUGGUGCAAACCUUGUUCAAAAUCCUUUACUCCAUUUAGAAAAGAAAAAAGAUUAUCAAAUGACGAAAUUCUUUCAAAUGUCACACCUCAAUGUGGUAGAUGUUUCAAUCAAGCAACUCGUAAACAUGAUAAAAGAAGAUGGUGGUGCAAAUCCUGCCGAAAACCAUUCACUCCUACUCACUUUAAUCUUUCCGAGAAUCCAAAUAUGAUUUAUGUUAUGGGUGGUAGUAAAUAUAUUGCUCCAAAUGGUGCUGCCACUACCAGUAAUAAUACACCACCACCAUCAUCAUCUUCGAAUUCUCAUAGUCAUGAUUCAUUGAAAUCUUUAUUAAAUCCAGAUAUACCACCAUCACCCUCUUCAACUAAAAAGAUAAAAAUUACUAAUGGUAGUAAUCCAUCAUCUCAUUAUAAUUCCGAUGACGACGAUGAUAGUCAUCAUGGUGGUGAACAUGAUGAUAAUGAUGAUUAUGAUGAUGACGAUGACCAUGAAUUGGAAGUUUACGAUGAAAAUCAUGAUGAUUUAGAUAUAGACGAUGAAGUUCAAACUUUAAACAAUUUAAAUAAAUUACAUCAAAUUAAUAAUCCAAAUAAUAAUCCAAAUAAUAAUCCAAAUAAUAAUCCAAAUAAUAAUAAUAAUAAUAAUAAUAAUAAUAAUAAUAAUAAUAAUAAUAAUAAUAAUAAUAAUAAUAAUAAUAAUAAUAAUAAUAAUAAUAAUAAUAAUAAUAAUAAUAAUUUAAAUAAUAAUUCUUAUCAAAAUUCACAAAACCAUGGAUACUUACAUCAUCAUCAUCACCAUCAUCAUCAUCAAAGUAAUAGUUUAAAACUUACAAACAAUUAUGAUAUUAUUGAUAGUGAUGUGGUAAAAGAAGGUUUAUACCAUCAUCAUCCUCAUCACCAUCAUCCUCAUCACCUUCAUCCUUCUAAUCAACAUGGAUCACAUAAAAGCACACCAAAUUUAUCACCACAACAUUCUUCACCUACCAGCGCCAACAAUUUAACACAAAAACAAAUUUCUUCAAUGGUAAAUUCUCCAAAACUUUCUGGUUUGAAUAAUAAUAAUAAUCCAAAUAAUAAUAAUAAUAAUAAUAAUAAUAAUAAUAAUAAUAAUAAUAAUAAUAAUAAUAAUAAUAAUAAUAAUAAUAAUAAUAAUAAUCAUCCAAACCAUUUUUAUAACAACAAUAACAACAAUAAUAGCCAUAAUGAAAACUCUAAUAAUAUUGCAGGUGUUAGUAGUUUAACUGACUGUAUAAAUAGUAGUUUGGAAAAGGAAUUUGCCAAUAUGCAUAAUAGAUUAGGUAAUAGUGGAAAUCAUUUCAACAAUAAUAAUACCCCUAAUAAUAACAACAAUAAUAAUAAAAAAGCAAGUAAAGUUAUUUUGGAUAACUCAAUGGGAGCAUUGGUCCAAUUUAAUGGAAUUGAAAAUAUUCCUGAAGUAUUGUUGGAGUGGUUUGAAACUUCCCACCCAAAUAUAUUGGAAAAAAUGAUAUCAAUCAAGUCCGCGAAAACUAAUCUUGCCAAUAAAUAA
This is a messenger RNA of Dictyostelium discoideum AX4, 2685 nucleotides long. RefSeq lists its product as hypothetical. Bases 1 to 2685 code for a protein of 894 amino acids. The transcript is spliced from 3 exons. The record is from RefSeq and is a predicted model, not a curated record. Lineage: Eukaryota; Evosea; Eumycetozoa; Dictyosteliales; Dictyosteliaceae.